GUCGCGUUCCCAAUCACUCUACGACUAGGUAGUCUCCCGGUGUCCAAAGGCUCCCGGUGCGACUACUUUGCCUGGUCAACCUGAUAAACCCCAUCGUUUUAACAACGAUUUAACCCUCGACUUAAAUACAAGUGUUGUACUAUUCAUUUUCAAAUAUCUAAUAUUUAAAUUUUAUCAAUUUUAUUUUUCAUUUAGAUAAAUAAUUAUUAAAAAUUAUCAAAAAAAUAUUUAUUUAAAAUAGUUAAAUUGUGAAAAAGAAUUAUAUUUUAAUUAGAUUUGGUUUUUUUUCUUUUUUUUUUUCUUGAAAAAUAAGAAAUAAUUGAAUUUUUUAUUUAAAAAAAUAUUAUAAACUUGGUGCCAGUGUGAUAAAAAAAAAAAAAAAAAGACGCAAUUUAAUCAGUGAACAUUCAUUAUAGACUGAUAAUAAUAUUGUUUUUGUUAAUAUAUUGUUAAAUAAUAUAAAUAUAUAUAAUUAAUUUUAAUUUUUUUUUUUUUUUGACAUUUAAAGUGCCAAGUGUGAAGAAUAAAUAUUAAUCGUGAAAAAAAAAAUAUAUAUGAAAACACCUCAAGAGGAUAAAACCAUCUGCUGACCACGUGAAUAAAAUUUCAUUGCCAUGGACGCAGAUCAGGGCACAAGUGUACAAUGCCAACGAUUCAACAAUAAAAGCUAAAUAAAAUAAUCACAACUGAAGAUAUCUAAUGACACAAAAAAAUAGUGCAAAGAAAAAUAAAAUAAUUAAUUAAAAAAAAAAAAACACAUUUGUUGAAGAAGCUGAGUCGAGGAGGAAUUUUUAAAUUUUUAUUUGGCUUUUUAAUAAAGCCAACAAGGACACCGCAGGAAGUCAACAUUAAAUUUUGUCACCGAUCAAGGUGAAUAGACAUAACGAUGGUAGAUACGCAGCAUUUUUGUCUGCGAUGGAAUAAUUACCAGAGCAGUAUAACAUCAGCAUUUGAAAAUCUUCGUGAUGAUGAAGAUUUUGUUGAUGUCACACUUGCUUGUGAUGGUAAAAGUCUCAAGGCACAUCGUGUUGUUUUAUCAGCAUGCAGUCCAUACUUUCGUGAAUUGCUCAAGAGUACACCAUGCAAACAUCCGGUGAUAGUACUUCAAGAUGUAGCAUUUAGUGAUUUGCAUGCACUCGUUGAAUUCAUCUAUCAUGGAGAAGUCAAUGUGCAUCAAAGAUCACUAAGUAGUUUUCUCAAAACAGCCGAGGUAUUGAGGGUGUCUGGUUUAACUCAACAAGCUGAUUCAAGCGACCGUGACGAGCUAUCACAGGUACGUGCACUAGCAGCACGUGGUGGUGGUAAUAAUAAUAAUAAUAUUAACAAUAAUAAUAAUGUACCACAAUCAACACCAACACCACAUGAUAAAAUGUCAGAUGAAGGUUUUCCACGUGGUGGUUCACCACCAACACCCAAUACACCAACACCAACAACAGUACAACAAUUAUUACGUCGUGCACAAAUACGUAGAAAUGAAAGACGUUCACCAGAUGAUAUACAUGAUGAUACAAUAAAAAGAUCAAGAAUACCAUCACCACCAUUAAAUAAUAAUGAUGCAACACCAACUGAUUUUUCAAUGGUUAAAAAUCAUUUAUCAAAUAAAAUUGAAGGUAAUGGAAUACAUGAUGAAAAUAGUCGUAUUGAAGAAAGUAUAAAAUGUGAACCUCUUGAAUUAACUGGUGGUAAUGGUGGUAUAAGUGGACAUAAUGAAGAUUCAUCUGAUUCGGGAGCAGCAGCAUCAGAUAGACCACCAGCAUCAGCAAGUAGUAAUGAACAUGAUCAUGAACCACCUGAACAUCCAUCAACACCAAGUUAUAUGCCUGAAAGUAAAUUAUUUACAUCAACACCUGGAAGUUUUAAUUUUAGUAUGGCUGCAUUAACAACAGAUCAUAAUCCAUUAUCAGUGAAAUUUCCAGGUUUAGGCCAUGGACUACAAACACCAGAUCUUGCAGGUACAUCACAAGGUCCACCAUCAGCAAUACUUGCAAUGCGAUUAUCACAUCCAAUGCACAACAGUUUAAUGCCACCAGGAAUAUGCUACACUUGUGAUGUUUGUGGUAAAACAUUAUCAACAAAGCUCACCUUGAAACGACACAAAGAACAACAACAUUUUCAACCACUCAACAGUGCUCUUUGUGUUAUGUGUAACAAAGUAUUUCGUACACUCAACAGUCUCAACAAUCACAAGAGCAUUUAUCAUCGUAGGCAAAAAUAAAGCUUACAAAUGGGGCGAAGGAAAUCAACACGACAUCAAUCGUGAAAUUAUAUUUAGAUUAUAUUAUUUCUUUUUUAUUUUCCUUUCUUUUUAUAUAAAAAUAAAAGAGAGGAGUUAAAAAAUUUUAAAAGUAAUAAUAUAUAAUGAAAGAAAAUGUGUAGGAAAAUUAAGAAAAAAAAAAAAAAAAAUUAUGAUUUUAAUGAAAAGUGCCUCUACGAGUGCGAUACAGAUCAAAGGAUGUUUUAAGUCUGAAAUUGGGGGAUGAUCACUUAAGGUUGAACUUUCUGAUGAUUCCUCCUUUGUCGUGUUAUAAUAUAUUUUUAAAUUUAAAAAAAGAAAAUUUCAUAUAUAUUAUAACAUUGACAGACACGCACAUUCCUUUGCCCCAUUAUAUUUAUGAAAUAUUCAAGCAAUUCCACAUUGAAUUUCAUAAUAGAUUUUGUUUCUUUAAUUAUUUCUUUUUUUUUUUUUAAUGAAAUAUAUAAUAUUUCGUCGUCGGCGCGACUAUAAAUAAAUGCGUUAUGGACUUUUGUUAUUCAGGGUCCAGUUUGGUGGAAGAAAAUUAUUGAAAAUAUUAAAAAAAUAAAUAAAAAAUAACUCGUCCAACUUUAACUUUAAGAAGAGACAUUUACAUGUUUUUAACAAAAAAAAAUUUUAAAAAAAUAUAAAGACUGUGUGCAAAAAGAAAGAAAAAAAAAUUUGAUAAAAAAAAAAUCGAAAUUUCUACUUGUUUCGAAAGUAUAAAAAAAAAAAAUUAUAGUAAUGAAUUUUUUUAAUGAAAAAAAAAUGAGAAAAAUUAGAAAUUUUUUAAUUCGAAUAUCGUGAAGUACAGUAUAAAUUUAAUUUAAAAAAAAAAAUUUAUAAUUCAGAUGUAAAAAAUAUUUAAAGGACUUCACGAUUAAUCGAUGUUGGUGAUGCAAUUGUAAAAUAAUAUAUUUUAUCUUAAUAUAUUUCAUUCCAAGAUAAAUAUGCUUUAAAGAAAAAAAAAAAAAAAAAACGGGGUACCUAGAUAGUCUUCUUAUAAAUAGAAGUGUGUGUUUAUUUUUUCGUUGAAAUAUAUUUCGGGGAUAAUAUACACAUAAAGUACCUUACCCACUGACAAAUAUAUAUAUUUUUUUUUUUUUAAAUAUAACCACUAAUUUGAAAUAUUUAAAAAAUUAUCGUUACGUGUUAUCGUGCCGCCCAAAUGUGUCUCAAUAACGUUCGACGUUUCUCAAAAAAAAAAUAACCCCCCAAUCGUACUACCGUUUUUUUUUUUCAACAAUCAACAAAUAGAUAAUAAAUAAAAAAAAAAAAAAAAAAUUCAAUUCAAAAUCACAGCACAGUCCACAGUUAAACUGAGUAAAAAAAAAAAAAUAAAAAAAAAUAAACCGUAAAAAUAAUUAUGAAAUAGCCAGCAAAUACAAUAUAUAGCCGAAUACAUACAACAUAUAUUUUAGUAGAACUUUCAUAAGAAAAAAACAAAAAAAAAAAUGAAAAAAAAAAAAUAAUAAUAUUAUCAAAGCCUUCUUGAUUUAUCUCUAAAGAAAAAUAAUUAAUUUUUUUUUUUUUUUUUGCAUCAACAUCACCAAGCAGUACUAUUGUUUAAAUAUAAUUUUUUUCUUAAUCAAUUCACUGAUUUAAUAUAGACCUAAGUAAUGCACAAAACGGAAUAAUUAUUUAUAAUUUUAUUUCAAUUUAAAUCAGCUAUUAAUCACGAAGGCUUUGAUGAAACCGAAGGAUAUAAAAUGGAACAGUCAACUAGGCUGAGUGAUCCUUUCUAUCAACUUCUUAUUUAGCAAAAAAAAAAAAAAAAAAAAUUAAUUAUCUAAUUAAAUAUUCUCCCCAUGAAACAACAGAAUAUCCAUAAAUAUAUUCUAUAUUUUACAGCAAAAAAAAAAAAAAAAACAAAAAUGAAAAAAAAAAUAUAAAUAUAAAUAAUUAAAAUAACGUAACGAUAAUAUUUGUGCAUGGAUAUAUCUCAAUUACACAUAAACACACAAUUUCCAUAAACACACACGCGUAUAAAAAAAUUUAAAAAAAAACACGUUUAUUUAAUUCAUAAAAUACGAUAGGUUAAAUAUCAUAGGGUUAUGUGAGAGAUUGAUUAGUUAAAAAGAAAUUUAAUUUAAAAUGUGAAUUUGGGUAAAAAUGGUUUAUGGGUGCAACACUCGGGAGAAUGAAGCUUUAAAUUAUGGAAGUUUAUAAAAAAAAAUAAUAAUAAUAAUAAUAAUAAAUAAACAGUUUUAUAGUAGUCAAAGACAGAAAGAACUGAUAUAUUGAUAAUAUUUUAAUGUAGGAUUUAUUUGCAAGAAAUUAAUUGACAAAUUUAAAUUAAAAAAAAUUUAAAAAACAAAUUGUGACUACUGUAAAAAUGGCCAAAAAUAUACGCGAAUUAUUUGUCCCGUUGUGGACGGCGUUUUAUUGAAAAUAAUAAAUUAUAAAUAAAAAAAAGAUUAAAAAAAAAAGAUAAUGAAAAAAAAAAAGAUAAUAAGAAAAAAUAAAAAAGUGAAUAUUAAAAUUUAAUAUAAAAUAUUGAGUAUAUUAUUCGCAAAGAUUUAUUUCAUUUUUUUUUUUUCUUGUUUUUUUUUCAAUUGUUAUUAAUAUUAUUUUUAUUAUUAUUAUUAUUUUUAUUAAUAUUAUUUUUAUUAUUAUAAUUGUUGCCCUUUUUUUUUUUAUAUUUCUCGCCGUUGAGAUUUUUAAUAAACGGGCCACGUAAAUAAUUGAUUUAAAAAAUUUAAAUUAUUUUUUUUUUUUUUUCUUUAUGUUAAUGAGUUUUGAUUCGCGAUUAUUCGUUGACAAUUAAACUUUAUUAUUAGGCCAGAUGAGAGUAUAAGGAAAGAAGAUUUAAAAAAAAAAAAUUUUAUUUCUUGUUUUAUGAUAAUUAGGCUAGUAAGUCUAUCAACA
This is a messenger RNA of Aphidius gifuensis, 5101 nucleotides long. RefSeq names its product broad-complex core protein-like (gene br). NCBI's taxonomy places the organism in Eukaryota, Metazoa, Arthropoda, Insecta, Hymenoptera, Braconidae. Gene Ontology annotation, cellular component: nucleus. The coding region runs from base 887 to 2215 and encodes 442 amino acids. Gene Ontology annotation, biological process: regulation of transcription by RNA polymerase II. Gene Ontology annotation, molecular function: protein binding. The record is from RefSeq and is a predicted model, not a curated record. The transcript has 6 exons.